Messenger RNA from Linum trigynum, 1860 nucleotides. NCBI's taxonomy places the organism in Eukaryota, Viridiplantae, Streptophyta, Magnoliopsida, Malpighiales, Linaceae. The record is from the annotation of a GenBank genome assembly.
AUGAAUUACAGUGUUCUCUCGAAGCUGACAUGGACCGCCAGUGCCCCGGCCCUCAAAUUGCGGCUACUCCAUACAUGGAUUGCUGGGAAUCCAAAGCGCCAAGAUGGAUUUUCCGAGUUUGCGACGCUAUGGACGGAUGAGUUGGGCGUGCUGGUGCAGGGCCUUGCAGCACGAACAUUGUCUUCCCAUUUGAGUGACAUACUCAUUGUUGGGGAGGUGUACUUCAUCAAGCAGUUUGGCCAACGUGAAUCACGGAAGCGCUGGGCGGCCUGCUCCAAUGACAGGACCUUGCAUUUCACUUCCAGCACUUCCUUUUUGCUGUCCGACCAGGAAGAGUCCACCUUCUGUGCUGAUAGCUUUGAAUUCCGCCAGUUUGAGGACCUUCCACCAAUGGCUCGCGAACCUACCUUUUGUGUUGAUGUGGUGGGUCGUCUGGUCUCUGUCACACCUGUGACUUACUUCCAGAGACAGGAGCAUUCGGUUAAGAAACAGACUAUUGUCAUUGAAAAUGAGCGGAAAUUUUCACUCUCGAUUACACUGUGGGCGGACUUUGCGGACAAGCUACCCCUUGCUGACCUCAUACUCAUAGACAACGCUGCACCAGUCAUCGCCGCUUUUACCAGCCUCAAUUUGUCCCUAUGGCGUGGGACUGUGGGCGCUUCAAACACAUCUGCCACUCGCAUAGUCGUCUCCCCAACAACUCAGGAGUCUCAGGCCCUCGCUGCAUUCUUUGUUGAUGCUGUUGCGCCAAUUGGGGUGGUCCCAGCUGAAUGCGACACUCCUGAAAAGGCCCUAACAGUGUACCGUGAAUCCUUCAAAACAAUUCCAGACCUACAGGAGAUCCGGUCUGAUAGUACUAUGGGUGGCAAGUUCCGCUGCAAGGGAAAGGUUACUGACAUAGAUACAUCCCACGAAUGGUGCUAUCUUGGUUGCGCUGUUUGUUCCAGAACUGCUGUUCGUCGUGAUGCACCCUUCUGGUGUGAGAAGUGUCAGGCAACAAUCCAUCCUCAUCAACUAAAGCAGUGCUUCCGCAUACGUCUCAUGGUCCACGAUGGUUGCGCAUUUGCUCCUUUUGUGUUACUUGGUCAGACUGCAGAGUCCUUCCUCGAGGUGUCUGCCAGUGUUCUGCUUGCUGCUGCACCUGACCGCGGAGGCGGGUACCCUCCAGAGAUAGAAGCUUUGAUGGGACAGGAAUGCAUCUUUCUGGUCAACCUUCCUCUUGGCCAGGCAUCAGAUCCGAUGGAUGACUUCUGUGCUUUGGCCGUUGAGAAGGACGACAACCUGCAGACCGUUGAUGCACGAGGCCACGGGCCACGUUUUGGGAAGAAGGCCCACAGUGUCGUUACCACGGUUCACAGGUUUCCUUUGCUGCCAUCUGUGGCUGUCGCUAAUCUGAUCACCGCUUCAAACAUCCCAACUACGCCAAUGAAACAACUGAAAACCGCUGCGAGUACUACCAGCUCACCCAACUCCGUUGGCUUGAAUUCACCUUUAGCAGCAAUCAACAUUCUAAGCAAUGUCUCUCGCGGUAAAGACAAAGUGGUGGAAACCGAUGCUUCCCAUCCAAACGUUGUCACUAAACUGGCUUGUGCGCCUACCCAUCCCAAUUCCUCUUGCAAGGACACCACAGAUGUCCAUGACAGUCUGGUGUCCAUUCCCGGGUUGAAGAAGGAUAUCCCGCCUGCUAUGCUUCCCAUCAACCCGGUCACCCACCCUCUUGCGAAGGUAAAGCUAGAAAAGUUGGGGUCAUCACUGAGGAACAAGAAACAACAGCCAGCAGACUGUGAUGACAUGCCUAUUUCCCAGUUGAAGAAAAAAACUACCAAGCCCAAGUCUGCCGCGAAGAAGCUCUUCGGUUGA